Molecule: messenger RNA, 3102 nt
Organism: Peronospora farinosa
Lineage: Eukaryota; Oomycota; Peronosporomycetes; Peronosporales; Peronosporaceae
Source: the annotation of a GenBank genome assembly
AUGAAGACCGACGUAAAAGUGGCGUAUCAGGGAAUGCCCGGUGCUUACUCGGAGAAGGCGACGCGUCAGUUGAUAGGAUCAUCACCUAAUAUCGUGGCCGUGGGCUACGCUUCCUUUGACGAAGCGUUCCUAGCCGUGCAACGCGAAGAAGCGAACUUUGGUGUGCUCCCGAUCGAAAACUCUCUAGGCGGCAGCAUCCACGUUAAUUACGAUCUCCUGCUCAAGUUUGGGCUGUAUAUUGUGGGCGAAUACGAUCUGCGUGUAGAACAUUCGCUACUGGCGCUGCCGGGCGUAAACAAGAGCGACAUCAAGACGGUUAUCAGCCACCCGCAGGCGCUAGCCCAAUGUGCGCACACUAUCGCAUCCAUGGGGGCCAAACCCCAAGCAGAGUACGAUACAGCAGGAAGUGCCAAGAUGCUGGCGGAAAACCAGUGGAAGGACACGGCUGCGGUGGCUAGUGACUUGGCUGCAGAGUACUACGGACUGCAGGUGUUGCAGCGCAAUGUGGAAGAUGAUGCGGGCAACUUUACUCGCUUUUUGCUGCUGAGCAAGAAGGAGGACUUGGGUCUUGAUGCAAACGUGGAUACAGAGUUUAAAACGUCCCUUGUGUUCUCCUUUGUGGACAGCAACGAGAAGGGCCAACUCUACAAGGCACUGUCGGCAUUUUCGCUGCGAGACAUUGACAUGUCCAAGAUUGAAAGUCGACCAUGGGGACAUACAGCUGAGCAGCAGUAUCAAGACACGAUGGAGUCAUCUUCUGAGGACUUUUCACUCUCGGCUGAAAAUGUCCGUAGGAAGUACAGCUAUCUGUUCUACGUCGACCUCAUUGGACGCCAGACGGAUGAGAACGUCAUUAAUGCACUGCGUCACUUACGCGAGUUCUGCAAGUUUGUGCGUGUGUUGGGGUCCUACCCAACCAAGGGGAAGCUGCUGGGCGAGGUGCGUAAGAUGUUAGAAGCGGUUGGCGCGUACCAGGCCAACCCGAUAACUGCGUCACCGGCGAUUUUGCCACAAGAGCAUAAAUCAGUGCGCUUGAACAUUGGUAUCUACGGCUUUGGUAACUUUGGACAGUUCUUGGCUAAGACGAUGACCAAGUCACACGAGAUUCGGGCUACCUCGCGUACAGACUACUCUACUGUGGCUGUGCAGAUUGGAUGCAAGUACUACGAUUCAUCGACGCAGCUGGAGCAGUUCUUCGAUGGAUUGGAUGUUCUCGUGCUCUGUGUCAGCAUUUUGUCGUUUGAGAAUGUGCUUAGCAAGAUCCCGAAGCACCUGCUGGAAAAACUCGUGAUUGUGGAUGUAUUAUCCGUAAAAACGCACCCGAAACAGAUCCUGCUCAAGGACCUGCCUCAUAGCGCAAGCAUUUUGUGUACGCACCCAAUGUUUGGCCCUGAAAGUGGCAAGUACUCGUGGAGAGGUCUGCGUAUGAUGUACGAAAAAGUACGGAUUGUUUCUGGUGAGCACAACCACGUAAUGGAUAACUUCCUGCAAAUUUUCGAGACGGAAAUGUGUCGCAUGCUGGAGAUGACGUGCGAGUCCCACGACGAGUAUGCUGCCAGCAGCCAAUUUCUGACUCACUUGACUGGCCGAAUUCUCAGCGUGCAGGGCGUGAAAAACACGCCAAUCGACACUCGUGGGUUCAAGAACCUCGUGCGGCUGGUGGAGGACACAUGCAAGGACAGCUUCAAUCUCUUCCAGGGUCUUUACAAGUUCAACCCUAACUCUGAGCAGCAAAUUGACAAGUUCCGCGAGUCUCUCGCCGAAGUCACGCAAAGACUUGGUACCAUCCAGACCACUGAGUCUAUGGCUCGUGAAGACGCCCCAAUGACGGAGAAGUAUCCGCAAAACCCGCUGCUGGGCAAGAUCGCUGCGUCGAAGACGGUGGUAAUCCACGGCAUGGCAAAGCAGCUGGAGGCGGAGGGCAAGCAGGUGUGGUCGCUAUGUGUGGGCGAGCCCGACUUCUCCCCUGCUCAGCGCGUGCUAAAGGCUGGUAUGACGGCUUUGGAUCAGGGCAACGUGAAGUACACCGACGUGAAGGGCACGGCGGAGCUGCGCUCUUUGAUCGCGCAGUACCUGGAGACGUGCAAGGGCGUGAAGUACGACCCGCUGACCGAGAUUCUUGUGUCAAACGGCGCGAAGCAAACCGUGUACCAGGCUCUGCUGACAAUCACCAAGCCUGGCGAGCAAGUGCUGAUCCCGGCGCCGUACUGGGUAAGCUACCCGGAGAUGGUGAAGCUGACGGGUGGCGAGCCUGUGAUCUUGCAGACAAAGCUGUCGGAGAGUUACCUGAUCGAUCCGGUGGAGCUAGAGAAAGCGCUGGAAGCCAACCCCCGAGUGAAGUCGCUGAUGCUGUGCAAUCCGAGCAACCCUGCUGGCACGGUCCACUCACCGGCUCAACUGGAGAGCAUCGCUGCGGUUCUGCGGAAGCCUCACUUCCGUCAUAUCCUGGUUAUUGCUGAUGAAAUUUAUGAGCAGUUGGUGUACCAGGAUGAGGGCGAGGCCAAACGCGAGCACCAGAGCUUCGCGACACUGCCGGGCAUGUACGAACGCACGCUGACAGUCAAUGGCUUUUCGAAGUCCCACGCGAUGCCAGGUCUACGCAUUGGCUACUUAGCGGCACCAAAGUACUUUGUGCAGGUAUGCACGAAGCUGCAGGGCCAGUUGACGUCCUGCGCGAACUCAGUCGGCCAGGCUGCUGCCGCGGAGGCUAUGAGGCUUGAGAUGGAGUGUGUCUCCCAGAACAAGGAGCGCAUGACGGAGACGCUGGCAAUCAUGGAUGAGAAGCGCAAGUACAUUGUGAAGCGCCUGCAGGCGAUCCCGCAGCUGGCCUUCGCGUACCCGACGUCGGCAUUCUACGUCUUCAUGGACCUGUCUUCGUACUUCGAAGGCAAGCAGGGCACGACGACCGACAAGAGUGAGGUGGUGAAGGACGCUGACGACUUUUGCGAGUACCUGUUACGCCACUUCCACGUGGCUCUGGUGCCCGGUUCGGCAUUCGGGGUGAAGAAUGGUCUUCGUAUCUCGUACGCCUCAUCGAUGGAGACGAUCAAGCAUGCAAUGGAUGGCUUGGAGCAGUCAUUGGGCGCGCUGACGUUUGCUUAG